AUGGCAAACCCUCCAAACAUUAUGUUUAUUAUGGCCGAUGACCAUGCCGCAAAAGCCAUCAGCUGCUACGGUGCCGGUAUAAACCAUACACCAAACCUCGAUCGUCUUGCGAAUGAAGGAAUGAGAUUCAAUCACUGUUACGUGACAAAUUCAAUCUGCACUCCAAGCCGGGCCACAAUUCUGACAGGAACACACAACCACGUCAACGGCGUGCGAACGCUAGUCAGCGAUAUCGAUAAUCGUCUUCCCAAUGUCGCAAAGCAGCUCCGCGCAGGUGGGGCGUAUCAGACUGCUAUGAUCGGUAAAUGGCAUUUGGGUGAAGGUGCACGUCAUGAGCCUACGGGGUUUGAUUACUGGACAGUCCUGCCGGGUCAGGGGGAUUACCACGAUCCAGCGAUGAUAGAAAUGGGAAAGCGGGUUGUCGAAAAGGGAUAUGCGACGGAUAUAAUCACUGAUAAAAGUAUUUCCUGGAUGCAGAAUCGGGAUAAAACCAGGCCCUUUUUCCUGAUGUGUCAUCACAAGGCACCCCAUCGGUCUUGGGAAUGUCAUCCAAAACACAAACGUCUUUAUCAAGAGGACAUCAAGCUAUCGGAUACCUUUACGGAUGAUUAUAAAAAUCGAGCCCGGGCAGCGGCAGUUGCAAAGAUGAGGGUUGCAGAUGACCUCACCUACGGCGACUUAGGGCUAGUGCAGCCCGAAGGUGGUGAUGAGGUCGGAGAACGUCUUGUUCAGGGCUGGCAUGAGAGGAAGAUACCCAACCCAGAAGAUGUGACAUCCUUACGUCUGAUUGAUCGUGAACCCGGGCCUAUAUAUACCUUUUCAUCACAGACGGAGUUGGCGGAGUUCAAGUUCCAACGAUAUAUGAAGCGUUAUCUCCGUACGAUCGCCUCAAUAGACGAAAAUGUUGGCCGAUUGCUCGACUAUCUCGAUUCCGAGCCUGGAUUGGCCCAAAUCACAGUUGUGAUCUAUACCUCAGACCAGGGUUUCUUUCUCGGUGAACAUGGUUGGUUUGAUAAACGUUUCAUGUACGAGGAAUCCUUCCAAAUGCCCUUCCUAAUCCGGUAUCCGCGCGAAAUACGCCCGAAGAGUAUCUGCGAUGAUAUUAUUUCUAAUGUUGAUUUUGCGCCUACUUUUCUUGACUUUGCCUCCGUACGGAUUCCCACCUAUAUGCAAGGUGUUUCGUUCCGGGCCCUCUUACAAGGUCACACGCCGAGUGACUGGCAGCAGGUAGCCUAUCACCGAUAUUGGAUGCACCGGGAUGUCAUUCAUAAUGCUUACGCCCAUUAUGGGAUUCGCGACCAAUGUUAUAAGUUGAUUUAUUGGUAUAAUGAGGAUUUCGGGAUUGAAGGUACCCGCCCUGGCGGCGAGGAGAAGGAAUGGGAGCUCUUUGACUGUCAGGAGGACCCUCUGGAGCUGUUCAAUUGUUACCAUGAUCCCAAGUACCAAAAAGUCGUGCAGACAAUGACGAGAAAGUUGGAGGAGAAAAUGUUAGAGAUUGGCGAUGAGCCUGUGCAUCAGCAGUACAACGCAGCAUCACAUAGUAGAGACGCAUUAGAAAUGCCUGCAACCCAAGAGGAACCCUCCGUAGUGCCACCCCCGUUGUCAGCUGAUGUAUCGGCAGAUGGGAAAGGCGCUGCAAAGGCUGGGACAAAGCACGAGCGAUCUCCUGAUCCAGAUGAUCCAGAAUAG
This is a messenger RNA of Talaromyces stipitatus ATCC 10500, 1689 nucleotides long. Its product is annotated as arylsulfatase A, putative. The record is from RefSeq and is a predicted model, not a curated record. The transcript is spliced from 2 exons. NCBI's taxonomy places the organism in Eukaryota, Fungi, Ascomycota, Eurotiomycetes, Eurotiales, Trichocomaceae. Bases 1 to 1689 code for a protein of 562 amino acids.